Molecule: messenger RNA, 1427 nt
Organism: Xyrauchen texanus (razorback sucker)
Lineage: Eukaryota; Metazoa; Chordata; Actinopteri; Cypriniformes; Catostomidae
Product: achaete-scute homolog 1b-like
Exons: 2
Coding region: 122-703 (193 amino acids)
Biological process (GO): regulation of transcription by RNA polymerase II; developmental process
Molecular function (GO): protein dimerization activity; DNA-binding transcription factor activity, RNA polymerase II-specific; RNA polymerase II transcription regulatory region sequence-specific DNA binding
Source: RefSeq, a predicted model, not a curated record
UGAUAUCGACAUUCAGCUAAACCCUCCUGCGAGCCACGCGAAAGGCACGAGAGUGGUACGUCACUCGGAAACCCUACUGCCGACGAUUUCCACAUCAUUUAUUUAUCUCUUUAUUUAUUUUAUGCGUUUUACGGAAAUGGAGGCAAUACAAAUGACUAAAGAUGCGUUUUAUCAGCAGUUUUCGGAGAACUUUAUGCCACAUCAGAAACAGGACAGGGAGCGCAGCUCGCCACGCGCUGACUCUAAAGUGCUGAAGCGACAGCGCUCCAGCAGCCCAGAGCUGCUCAGGUGCAAGAGGAGGCUGAGCUUCAACAGUCUCGGCUAUUCCGUCCCUCAGCAACAGCCCGUGGCUGUGGCCAGACGCAAUGAGCGCGAAAGGAACCGAGUAAAACUAGUGAACAUGGGCUUCCAGACGCUUCGCCAGCAUGUGCCGAACGGAGCGGCGAACAAAAAGAUGAGCAAAGUGGAGACGCUGCGGUCGGCGGUCGAGUACAUCCGCGCGCUCCAGCAGCUUCUGGACGAGCACGACGCCGUGUCUGCUGUGUUUCAGUGCGGCGUUCCGUCUCCAACGGUCUCCAAUGCGUACUCAGCGGGGCCAGAGUCUCCUCAUUCAACUUACUCCUCUGAUGAGGGCAGCUACGAGCCUCUCAGCUCUGAGGAACAAGAGCUGCUCGACUUCACGACAUGGUUCGACAGAUAUUAAUCAGGUGCCUCGUGAACUGGUAAAGAUUGGUGCUGAAGAGACAGCUCGUGACACAUGAUGCAUGCCUACUGGUGCGCACGAAGGAACCGAGUUCAUUGAUUGAGCACUGGUUCAAGCCCUGGACUCAUAGAGGACAUUUUCCAGCUAUAUGCUCAUGCACACAAAUGCAACACUUGUUUGCAGUGUUUGAACAGCGCAGGUCUUCAGGUGUGGGCAUAAAUCCACACCAAGGAUUUUUAAACUGCUUGCUAGUUUUAAGUCGCCCCACACUGAAAAAAGGUGCUUUUAUUCGAGUGAAGCUGAAUACAUUAGAUUACACCAACAAAACAAAACAAAGUUAGAUCAGGUGGAAAUAGUUGAUUGCAGGUUUCCACAUUUUAUUCAAACAUGUAUUCAAAAUGUUUGCUCUGUUGAUGCAAUAAUGUGUAAAUGUGAUUAAGUGGGAUAUGAAUGGGUUAAUUUCACAAUGCACAAAUAAUGAGGAAAGCAGUUAUAGUUACAGUACAUGAGUGAGGAAAAAUAGUUACAAGUCCUAUGCGGUGUCUGUUAGGGAAUACACUAACAUAACGUAAUGUAACUAGGCAGCCCACAGGCAACCUGUAUAUUGUAAUAUGUUGUGAUUGAUAUGCUGCGACUUUUUUUACUGGAUGAAUAACUUUUGUUUCAAAGUGUGCACUUGUGUUUUUAUACAUCAUUAUGUAUAUGCAUUUUUUUUUAUGAAGAG